Messenger RNA from Chara braunii, 3875 nucleotides. The record is from the annotation of a GenBank genome assembly. NCBI's taxonomy places the organism in Eukaryota, Viridiplantae, Streptophyta, Charophyceae, Charales, Characeae.
GCCGAAGGGAUUCCCCGUCACCCCAUAACCCCCAUGGCACCAGAGUCCGGGGAUAACCCUUGCGAUCACGGCCGUGACUACCGUGACGUGGAGGGUGGUGAAAGUGCUCGCCUUUUGAGAGAUACAGGAGGAAGGGGGGAACCUGAUGUCAUUGCUCCCUCGCGUCCUCGUGAGUGCGCACACUCCCGGUUGCCUGCAUCCUUACCCUCCCAGCUGCAGCAACCGGAGGAGGAUGCGGAAACGCAUAAUAUACGUGGUUGCAACCAAGCAGCAAGGCCUGAGCAGCAGACACCAACUGCAUUCCCUCGCCGGAAUCCGGCAGCCAGACCCGAGCAGCAGUUCUCAAGUGCAUCGCCAAGCGCAUCACCAAGCGGAUCACCGAGCCCAUCACCGAGCCCAUCACCGAGCCCAUCACCGAACCCAUCGCCGAGCGCAUCGCCGGGUGCAUCACUGAGCCCAUCGCCGAGCCAGGACAGUCCUCAGCAGCAGUCGCCGACUGCAUCUCUUCGCGAUCUUGAAAGGCACUGUCAUCAACUGUGCCCUCCUAGUCAGUCACACCCAGAGGCAGGAAGGGUAAUCCCUCAUCGGAAUCAAGCAGACAGUCCUGAGCAGCAGUUGCCAGCCUCGCCCUCUGGUGAUCUUGAAAGGCGCCAUUGUCGACCACAUCAUCCGUCCCAGUUGCACCCAGAGGCAGAAACGGUAAUCCCUCACGGGAACCCAGCAGACAGUCCUGAGCUGCGGCCGCCGCCCUCGCCUCCUUGUGAUCUUCAAAGGCGCGGUCGGCGACCAUGUCAUCCAUCCCGGUCGCAGCCAGAGGCAGGAAUGGUAAUGCCUCGUCGGAAUCCAGCAGACAGACCUGAGGCGCAGUCGCAGACCGCGGUUUUUGGCGAUCUCGAAAGGCACUGUCAUCGAUUGCGUCAUCAGCCCCAGUCACAACCAGAGGCAGAAACAGUAAUCCCUCAUUGGAACCCAGUAGACAGUCCUGAGCAGCAGUCGUCGCCGCCGACUGCAUCUUCUUGUGAUCUUGAGACUUGCCUUCAUCCACUCCGUCGUGCAAGCUCAGCGAACAGUCGUCAGGAGCGGAGUGCAUCUCCUACUGAUGUGGAAAGUGAUGAAGAUUUAGCCCGUCAUAGAAAGCCAGCAAACAAUAACCAGCAGAGCACUUCAUCUGCUGAUCGCCAUCCUCCGAGUGUCUGUGAGAAUCUGGCAAACAGUCAUCAGCUGCGGGCUGCGUCUUGUACGGAUUUUGAAAAUUGUGAUGACCUACUCUAUCAUGAAAGCCCCGCGAACAGUUUCCCGCAAUGGAGUUCAUCUCCUGCUGAUGUCGAAACUCAAGAUGAUCUCCUCAUCCGCCGUUAUGGAAAGCCGGCAAAUAAUCAGCAGCAGCGCAGCUCAUCAUCUGUCGACCAUCAUCUAAGAGCCCACGAGAAUCCCGCGCACAGUCAUCGGCCGCGAGCUGCCUCGCGUGCUGGUUUCGAAAGUGAGCAUGAUCUCCUCCAUCAUCAUGAUGACGACCCCACAAAUGGUCAUCAGCAACAGAGUUCAUCGCCUGCAGAUGUCAAACGCCACCAUGAACUGGUCGCCCACGAGGACCUGACAAGCUGUAGUCAGCGGCGGACUGCAUUAAAUUUUGCUGUUGAUGUUGAAAGUCGCCUUCAAGUUGAUGUAUGCCGUCAUGGAAAACAAGCAAACAGUCAUCUGCACCAGAGGAGUCCCCAUGAUGUACGCUGUGAUGGAGACCCACCAGGCAGUCCUCAGCAGCAGCAGAGGAGUUCACCUCCUGCUGAUGUGAUUGUCCGUGAGAACAUGCCAAACAGUCAUCCGAUUCGGCACAGUGACUGUGCUCCGCCUACUGCCGAUUUUGAAAGUGGCCUACAUUCACGUAGGAUUGUGUACUUGGCAGGUGCUUCUGCAUCUCCCACAGAUUCUGAAAGGCGCAAUCGCUUAUGUAGGAAUGGCGGCGCCGCCUUUCCUGACGAUUCUGAAAUGGCUGGAUGUUCUGCUGGUUACCGUACUGAAACGCACUUUUCUCCACCGGUUAGCGGCGACUUGGAUGACGAUUCUCCUAUCUCCGCCAGCUCGUCCCCCAGUGAUAAUACCCGGCACCGUCGCCUGGAUGCAAGUGGAGACUUGUUAGCCGAUUCUGGUAUGGCCGCCCACUCAUGCCGCAAUCAUGCUCAAACCGAGCACUGCCACGUGGACCCUGAGGACAACUGUCAGAAGCAGGCGAUGGUAUCUCCUGCAGAUAUUGCAGCUCAUCAUCGUUGGGGAGCGGCUCCUCUUCAUAUGAGCAACAAGGACGGGUCCUCUUCGGUUCCCCGAGGUGGUGCUUCGCCACGCAGUCAUCUGCGAAGUGAGUGGCAGGUGUCACAUGCACCGCAGGCUGAUGAUGUCGGCUGUGAUCCCCUUCUGAGGAGGAGCAGCAGAAACAGAACCUCCUCCCGCCCCGAACAGCGUGACAGUCACUCUGGUUUGUCGCAUUCGCACACAGCACAUGACGGUACACGUACUACUGUAUUGUACGAUGACGGUGCGCCUUCCUAUGAUCGUGAUCAUCAGCCACAAAGUAGAGAGUCUAGAGACCCUUGUCCUCCAGCACAACAGGGAUCUAUUAUUUUGUAUAGUUACGAGAAGCGUUCCCGUAGGGCACAAGGCGCAAGUGAUGAAAUGGUUCCAGCACCAGAGCAGGUUGCUCAGGGCCACUCUCGGCAGACGCAUCUGCGCGACGGUGGUUCGAACAUCGGAGUUCUGUCACCAUGUCACAGUCAUCCUCGUUUGGCGGCAUCUGCUGACGCGGCGAUCGACCGCAUCUCCAUGCUAUGGGAUACUCCUGCAAGCAAUGCUGCAGCUCGAUUUCAACCUGGUGCUGCGCCUGCGCCUGCGCCUGCGCCAAAGCAUUCAGUACAGACUCGGACGUGGAAUCAGUAUCGAGAAGAAGACUGCUCGUCAUCUAGCGUCCCAGCUCCGGCAGUCGACUCCCCGUGUCCAAUCGCCAGGUACACCCAUGUUGAGACACGCAGGGUAGGUCGGUGUGCGGGCGCAGGCAAUGCAGGUUGGUAUGCCGGCACUGGCGACGUAGGUUGGUCUGCAAGCACCGCAAAUUAUGCAGUAGCGCACAGAGGUGGCAUGAGGAGAUCUCAGACUCUUGUUGUGAUGCGCCAUGGGCAGCGCAUCGAUGACAGCUCGAAGGCCGAGGAGUGGGCUCGGAGAAGUCCGCGGUUGUGGGACCCUCCCCUUACCGAAAGAGGAAAUCAACAGGCGUACGACACAGGACUGAAGUUGGCAGACAUGGGCAUAUCGAGAAUCGUUUGCUCGCCGUUUCUUCGCUGCAUUCAGACUGCAAGGCUUGUUCUUCAGGGCCUUAAGGAAGGACGACAUGAGAUGUCACCACAACGCGAACGUCAAGUACCGUCCAUCAAAGUGGCUGUUGAUUAUGGGGUAUGUGACAUCUUGAACCCAAGGGUAAUCAAGGAGAGACCGUGUGAUGAUAAUUGGUUUCCAGAUCUGAUGCUUGACUUGCAGAGGCUGAUUCCUGCUGAAAAUCUGGACUCCCGGCAGCCAUUCGUUAACGAUCUUCCCAAGUGGCCGGAGUCUGAGGUGGCAGCUAUGCAACGCUUCAUGCUUGCGUACGAGAGGGUAACUGAUCAGUACGUUGGCGAAAAUGUACUGGUGGUUAGUCAUGGUGACGCAGUGAGUGCGUCGAUCACAAAGAUGGUUGGGGUAGUUGUCUAUGAGGUGAAUUUCUGUGGCUACAGUCAUGCGUGGCGAAUGGUUUCCGAACGGGGGGUUGGUGAGUGGAAUCUGGUCACAAAAUCUGGAGACUCCGGUGUGUCCUGGAUCGAUUAGAUUGAAGGGUGACGAUAAGCUCCGAGUCG